Fukomys damarensis (Damara mole-rat) is the source of this 4159-nucleotide messenger RNA. RefSeq names its product MN1 proto-oncogene, transcriptional regulator (gene Mn1). Bases 551 to 4159 code for a protein of 1202 amino acids. The transcript has 5 exons. Gene Ontology annotation, biological process: regulation of DNA-templated transcription. The record is from RefSeq and is a predicted model, not a curated record. NCBI's taxonomy places the organism in Eukaryota, Metazoa, Chordata, Mammalia, Rodentia, Bathyergidae.
CUACGGGGGGAGGGGGGAGGGACCGCUCUGUCCGCGCCCCAACGCCGGCCGCGGCUUUGAAGGGUCUUCCUCCUGGCCCUUAGCAGCUCCGCCGCGGACUCCGGGAGGCUGCGGGCGGCGUCCUGGGGCUCCCUUAUCGACCUGAUCGGACUUAAGGUGAUCGCUCCGCUUUCCCACUCCCCCUUCCCGCCCCGUUUCCCCGGCUUAACUUUUUGUCUCUCUUCACCCGCGGCUCGGUCCUCUCCCUGCAAAUCCACCCUCAGCUGCGCCAACUGCCCGGGGCAUGGGCCCCCCAACACGGCUUCUGGAGGCCCCGCGGCCUCGAAAGAUGUGAGAGGCCCGCCCCGGGCACAUCCAAAGCUUCGCGAGAGGAGCUGGUAGCCCCCGGCCGCCCCACGCCUGGCGGGGUGGCGGAGCGCUCUGCGCCCCCUCGGUGCUGCUGAGCGUCCCGGAGCGCCCAAUCCGAGGCUGGAAGGAGUCGCUGGCCGGAGGCGCGCCGCGGAGAGCAAGCUGUCAUGCCCUAUUGAUCCCCCCCUGCCCCCCGCCAAGAAUGUUUGGGCUGGACCAAUUCGAGCCCCAGAUCAACAGCAGGAACGCUGGCCAGGGCGAGAGGAACUUUGAGACCGGACUGAGCAUGAAUGCCCACUUUAAGGCCCCUGCUUUCCACACAGGGGGGCCCCCUGGCCCCGUGGACCCUGCCAUGAGUGCUCUGGGCGAGCCCCCGAUCUUGGGCAUGAACAUGGAGCCAUACGGCUUCCACGCGCGGGGCCACUCGGAGUUGCACGCAGGGGGGCUGCAGGCGCAGCCUGUGCAUGGCUUCUUUGGCGGCCAGCAGCCUCACCAUGGCCACCCGGGAGGCCACCACCCCCACCAGCAUCACCCCCACUUCGGGGGCAACUUCGGUGGCCCGGACCCUGGGGCCUCUUGUCUGCACGGGGGUCGCCUGCUUGGCUACGGCGGCACUGCCUCGGGCUUGGGCAGCCAGCCGCCCUUUGCGGAGGGUUAUGAGCACAUGGCGGAGAGCCAGGGGCCAGAGAGCUUCGGCCCGCAGCGACCAGGAAACCUCCCGGACUUCCACAGUUCGGGCGCCUCGGGCCACGCCGUACCCGCCCCGUGCCUGCCGCUGGACCAGAGCCCUAACCGGGCUGCCUCUUUCCACGGCCUGCCCGCCUCCAGCGGCUCCGAUUCUCACAGUCUCGAGCCCCGGAGGGUGACGAACCAAGGAGCCGUCGACUCGCUGGAAUACAAUUACUCGGGCGAGGCGCCCUCGGGACAUUUUGACAUGUUUUCACCCUCUGACUCAGAGGGGCAGUUGCCUCAUUAUGCGACGGGUCGUCAGGUUCCCGGGGGCACUUUCCCGGGUGCCCCGGCCAUGCCCAGAGCUGCGGGCAUGGUGGGCUUGGCCAAAAUGCACGCCCAGCCUCCGCAGCAGCCGCCUCCGCAGCCCCAGCAGCCGCAACAGCAGCACGGCGUGUUCUUCGAGAGGUUCGGUGGGGCCCGAAAGAUGCCCGUGGGUCUGGAGCCCGGGGUGGGCUCCAGGCACCCGCUAAUGCAGCCUCCCCAGCAGGCCCCAGCACCCCCUCCGCAGCAGCCCCCGCAGCAACCUCCCCAACAGCAGCCGCCACCACCUCCCGGGCUUCUAGUCCGACAAAAUUCGUGCCCGCCUGCGCACCCGCGGGCGCAGCAGGGUGAGGCGGGCACACCCAGUGGAGGCUUGCAGGACGGGGGCCCCAUGCUGCCCAGCCAGCACGCGCAGUUCGAGUACCCCAUCCACCGGCUGGAGAACCGGAGCAUGCAUCCUUUCUCUGAGCCUGUUUUCAACAUGCAGCAUCCCCCUCCGCAGCAGGCGCCCAACCAGCGGCUGCAGCAUUUCGACGCGCCCCCCUACAUGAACGUGGCCAAGAGGCCGCGCUUCGACUUCCCGGGCAGCGCGGGAGUGGACCGCUGCGCUUCUUCGUGGAAUGGCACCAUGCACAACGGGGCUCUGGACAACCACCUCUCGCCCUCUGCCUACCCGGGCCUACCCGGCGAGUUUACGCCGCCCGUACCCGACAGCUUCCCCUCAGGACCUUCCUUGCAGCACCCGACCCCGGACCACCAGUCCCUGCAGCAGCAACAGCAGCAGCAGCAGCAGCAGCAACAGCAGCAGCAGCAGCAACAGCAACAGCAGCAGCAGCAGCAACAACAGCAACAGCAGCAGCAGCAGCAGCAGCAGCAGCAGCGCCAAAACGCAGCUCUCAUGAUUAAACAGAUGGCGUCGCGGAGUCAGCAACAGCGGCUGCGCCAGCCCAGCCUGGCCCAGUUGGGCCACCCAGGGGACGUGGGCCAGGGUAGUCUGCCUGACUUCCAGCCCAGCCAGCGCACCUCCGCCAGUAAGCUGGGCGCGCUCUCCUUGGGCUCCUUCAACAAGCCCAGCUCCAAGGACAACCUGUUUGGCCAGAGCUGCCUGGCCGCGCUCUCCACUGCUUGCCAGAACAUGAUCGCCAGCCUGGGGGCCCCCAACCUCAACGUGACCUUCAAUAAGAAGAACCCGCCCGAGGGCAAGAGGAAACUGAGCCAGAACGAUACCGACGGUGGGGGCGCGGCAGUGGCCGGCAACCCGGGCUCGGAUUACUUCCCUGGGGGGCCUGCUCCUGGGGCCCCAGGACCCGGAGGCCUGUCGGGGACCAGCAGCAAUGGCUCCAAAGCCUCAGGUCCUUCAAACCCGCCCAGCCAGGGGGAUGGCACCAGCCUCUCCCCCAACUACACCCUAGAGUCCACGUCGGGGAACGACGGCAAGCCGGUCCCCGGGGGCGGUGGCCGGGGCCGGGGUCGCAGAAAAAGGGACAGUGGUCACGUGAGCCCUGGGACCUUCUUCGACAAGUACUCGGUGGCUCCCGACAGCGGGGGCGCGCCUGGGGUCGAGGCUCGCGGGGCGCCCACGCCCCACGAGAAGGCCCUCACGUCGCCGUCGUGGGCGAAGGGGGCGGAGUUGCUCCUGGGGGACCAGCAGGACCUCAUGGCCUCCCUGGACGGUGGGGCCAAGUCGAACGGUAGUUCGCCCCACGUGGGUGAGUUCACCUCCGACGAGGUGAGCACGAGCUACACCAAUGAGGACGAAGUGUCGUCCAGCUCCGACAACCCCCCGGCCCUGGCCAAAGCCAGCAGGAGCCCCCUGGUCACUGGCUCACCCAAACUCCCUCCUCGAGGGGUGGGCACCGGGGAACACGGACCGAAGGCGCCUCCGCCCCCGCUUGGCCUGGGCAUCUUGUCUACCUCUACCUCGACCCCUGACAGCUACGGCGGGGGCGGGGGCGCCGGCCAUCCGGGCACCCCGGGCCUGGAGCAGGUCCGGACCCCCACGAGCAGCGGUGGUGCGCAGCCCCCCGACGAGAUCCACCCUCUGGAGAUCCUCCAGGCGCAGAUCCAGCUUCAGAGGCAGCAGUUCAGCAUCUCUGAGGACCAGCCCCUGGGGCUCAAGGGUGGCCAGAAGGGGGAAUGCCCAGUCGGGGCCUCGGGCACGCAGAAUGGCGACAGUGAGCUGGGGAGCUGCUGCUCCGAGGCGGCCAAGAGCGCCAUGAGCACCAUCGACCUGGACUCGCUGAUGGCCGAGCACAGUGCCACCUGGUACAUGCCGGCUGACAAGGCCCUGGGGGAUGGCACAGACGACGACAAGACUCUGGCACCUUGGGAGAAGGGCAAACCCCAGAACCCCAACGGCAAAGAAGCCCACGACCUCCCGGCCAGCAAGGCCUCGGCCACCCAGCCCGGCAGUCACUUGCAGUGCCUGUCCGUCCACUGCACCGAUGACGUGGGCGACACCAAGGCCCGCGCCUCAGUGCCUGCCUGGCGGUCCCUGCACUCCGACAUCUCCAACAGAUUCGGCAUUCCAGCCUUGGCUUCUGCCCAUGAGCUCUCAGUGGCACCCCCACCCCACUGUGACGACCAGAAACGUCUGCAGCGGCUCUCAGUGUCCCCCGGGGGACAAGACCUCCCAGGGCAAGAGCCUCUGGUGCCUGAGAGGCGUGCAGAACAGCGGCCGCUCCCCGGGCUCCGGCACACAGCUUUUGAGGCACAUGUGGAAAGCCGUUCCCACAGCCGCUCUGACGUGGGCCCGAGCCCCCCUGGAGAGAUGGCUGCAGUGGCUCGCUUCUCAGGGGCAGGCAGUGGCCCCGUCUGA